AUGAUAAUAUUGCCAUAUGAUAAUUUAGAAAAUAUUAAAUAUUUAACAAAAGGUGGAUACUCCGAAAUCUAUACAGCAGUUUGGAUUGAUGGAUCAUAUUAUUUAUGGGAUUCUAAAGGACAACAAUUAAAAAGAUUUAGGAAACAAAAUGUGGUACUUAAAAGAUUAGAAAAUGUUGAAAGUGCAAAUAAACGUUGGUUUAAAGAGGCUAGUUCACAUUUAUAUAUAAGUAAUAUAUGGUCAGAUGCGAUUGUUCAAUGUUAUGGUUUAACAAAAGAUCCAUUAAAUGGAGAUUAUAUGCUUGUAAUGAAUAAAUUGGAUGCAAAUUUAAGACAAUAUUUACAAAAAAAUCAUAAUCAACUUUCAUGGAACGAAAGAAUUCGAAUUGUUGUUGAUAUAAUUGAUGCACUUCAUAAAAUUCAUCAUAGUGAAAAUGCAAUUCAUAGAGAUUUGCAUUCUGGAAAUAUAUUAUUUAAAACUAAAUUUUGUAUUAGUGAUCUUGGAUUUUGUGGGCCUGCAGAUAAACCAUUAAAAAGUAUAUAUGGAAAUCUUCCUUAUAUUGCACCAGAAGUUAUUGCAGGAAAAGAAACUACUUUUAAAUCUGAUGUUUAUAGUAUUGCAAUGCUUAUGUGGGAAAUUUCUUCUGGACAACCACCUUUUAAUAAUUAUGAGCAUGAUUAUUAUCUAGCGAUGAUGAAUAUUGUUAAUGGUAUAAGACCAAAAAUUGUGCCAGGGACUCCUUUAGAAUAUAAAAAUUUAAUUAUACAAUGUUGGGAUGCUAAUCCAUUAAACAGACCAGAUGCUAAAAUACUUUAG
Messenger RNA from Rhizophagus irregularis DAOM 181602=DAOM 197198, 816 nucleotides. The record is from RefSeq and is a predicted model, not a curated record. NCBI's taxonomy places the organism in Eukaryota, Fungi, Glomeromycota, Glomeromycetes, Glomerales, Glomeraceae.